Messenger RNA from Lepisosteus oculatus (spotted gar), 2416 nucleotides. RefSeq names its product FA complementation group E (gene fance). Gene Ontology annotation, cellular component: Fanconi anaemia nuclear complex. The record is from RefSeq and is a predicted model, not a curated record. Gene Ontology annotation, biological process: interstrand cross-link repair. NCBI's taxonomy places the organism in Eukaryota, Metazoa, Chordata, Actinopteri, Semionotiformes, Lepisosteidae.
UAUCUGGAAGGCACAGGGAUUUGAAAUAUAGCGCACUGGAGCGGUUUUAUUUAAAGACAGUGUAGAAGCUAUUACGGAAAACGAAUAUCAAAUGACUAUAAAGUGCCACAGCUAAGUUUAUUUGAAAUACAUUUCGAUGACGGAUUGUAUUAGUAGUACCGCUUUAUUCCUGGUUAGAACAUUGUACUGUACAUAAACAUGCAGGCUGCUUAGCUAAGUAUAACGUUGUCAUUCUGUUUGGUUAUUGACAUUAAUGGUUAUUUUUCGUACUACUUUCAGAAAAACGCUCAGUUUCUAAGAGGAGAUAUACGUGCCCGUGAGCUUUGGUCUCAAUGGACCUGGAAAGUGUGCUGAAGCGCUUUGACGGUCGCUCCCGGCUGCUCCUGCAGGCGCUUUCACUGGGCUUUUGCGGAGCCCGGCGGGCGAUGCAGGUGUACCGGCGCCAGCGGAGCUCUGACACAGAGGGGCUACACACUUGGAUGGAAUCGCUGGUCAAAGACGAAGCUUAUUUGGAUGGAAACUGCUUGGCAGUGAAGCCGCUGGUGUGCCUGUUUCCUGUUCUCUUCCAGCGCAAUCUCCUGUCCUUCCUCCUCCUCACCCACACUGUGCUGCCUAGACCAUGCCUGCUGCGAUUGCUACACUGCCUCAGCCAGGAGCCCAGCGCUGACCCCUGGGUUCAGGCGCUGCUCAGCCACCUCCGCCGGGUCCUGCAGUUGGAGGACCCCCAUGCGGCCAUGUCCAUCCACCUCUCCUCCGAGUGCCAGGAGGGGCUGACUCUGCUGUGUAAGAGGCUGGCAGGGGGUAGCUCUGGGGACACCAGCGGGGCAGCUGCAGAGCAGUGGCCUGCAUGGUUCAGGGGGAAGGAGGUGAGACAGCCCCCAAGCGCUGGGAUGGAGACCCUGCACCCAGAGAAUCAGAAAAAGAGAAAGAGUGAGAGUGCAGGGCUGAGUCAAGGGGGCUCGGAUUGCGAAGAGAGUGGCAGCCAGAGCAAGAAGCUGAGGCUAGUCUGCCCAGAGGCACAGGAGGCUUGUGAACAGCCAAGAGGGCACAGCUCAGAGGAUGGCUCGGCUCUGACUGAGAAGCCUGGUUUGGGUGAAGCUUUCGUGCCACACGAUGCAGAACCAGGUCGUGCAGGCGCUGCUGUGGAGCCGGCCCGCGGUCCUGACUCCACAGGCCCAGAGGAUGCCAGUGCUGUGGUGCUGCCCAGCCACCUCCGGGCUUUUGUUCCAAGCAUUAAAGAGCUGUUGGAAAUUGAGACAGAAAGGUGUGAGCUGGACUCCCCUACUGCCCUGCAGGUGCUGAACGACUGUAAUCCAGGGGAGGUGGAGCUGCUUUGCAGAGAACUGCAUUUGUCAGAGGUGCCUGAGCAAGUCCUGCCUCAGUUCUGUACCCGCCUGCUGGAGCUGUCCCCGGACCUCAGCUACAGCACCGCUGCCACCCUGGCCAGGCACUUGUUCCUCAGCAGGAUCCUGUCCUUAUCAGAGCCCGCCUCACGCUUUCUCGUGACCGCAGUGACAUCCUUCUGCAGCCGCUAUCCCCGGCCUUCCUGCUGUGCUCUGAUUGGCCCGCUCCUACAGGCAGAGCAGGCUGGAAGUGCUCAGAUGGAGCUGUUGUGCAGACUGCUAGAAGACAGCCUGGAGCAGCAGUAUCAAGUCCUGGUCUUUGAGCAAACACUCACUGUGCCCUGGAGUGAAGAUGUGCUCUUGGUCAUCCAUGCCUUACUGGAAACCAAGAUGGAGCUGAGUGGAGAGAUGUUUGACCGAUUCAUUGAGAAGCUGAAUCAGCAGGCUGCCCUCUUCAGCAAGUCCAUGAAAUUUGCCAAGAUGAUGCUGGCUUUCCUGACAAAGUACCAGAGCCAUGUAGCUGUGACACACAAGAGCACGAUGGCGCACUGCCUGGCGCUGAACGAGACCUUUCUGAAGAAGUCUUUGCAGGCUGCUCUCAAGCGGAUCAGCCCGGGGUGACUCCAUUGCACUUAGCCCUUUCUUCAUUGACAAGAUCCCUGGGCACCUCCGUUGAUAAGUGUGUUUCUUACGGAGAUAUGAAACAGGACUCGAGGCAUUUGUUUAAAUCGAUGACAAGGUUGUGUUAAUAUGCAGCUUACAGCUUUCUCAUCAGAAGUGAAGUUUACCACAGCUCUAUACCACUCCAGCCAACAUACUGUAGUGCAUCAGUGUGCUGACAGAGUGGAUCCUCUCUGCUUAUUCAAGAAAUAAGAACUGAACAAGGACUGGACAACUGCAGUGGAGCCUGAGGACAGCAAGCAGGGUUUAUUGCGGUUUUCAGAAGAGCACUUUUUCAUUUUGUAACCUGUAAAAAAUAAAGGUAAAAUUGUGUAUUAAAAUGUUUUGAUUUUAUUUGUUGUGUUUGUGGAAUUAUCUAGGAAAGAUUUCCGGAUGACAAAGUAAUAUUGUAC